AUGGUGAACAUUGACGAAAUCGAAGUUUUUAUUGUGUCCUCAAUGUCUAAACAGAUCAAUACAAAUGGAUUUCGAGCCGUCGUUACUGCAGAAUCAGUAGCCAUGCUUAACGAUCCACACGUGACUUACAAUCAGUAUCAACACUUCCCCGUGAAGAAAUCUGGUAAUGAAGGACUGGCAUUUUCACACAGACAAGAGUUCACUUCCAACCUCCUCAGAGGGAUUUCGAAUUUCAGUGGCGAACAAAGAGGAACAGUAAAAGAGGAGAAAAGCGCCUAUGACUUUGAAUAUUCUUUCAAACUUCUUGCGCUUCGAAGUAUUCUAGAAGUCAUGUUUCUUUCGUUAGAGAAGGAUCUCGAAGUCAUGAAGGUGUCGAUUGAGUUACUUUUGAACACACUUGAAAAAGAAAUCCGUUCGAAGACAGUUGAAAAAUUACUUGUUUCCGCUCAUCAAUUGAGAGACUUCACCGGCAAAUGUGUCAAUCUAAAAAAUUGUCUGGACAAGAUGUCUGAGCAAGCCUCACAAUACUUUCAAAGUCGAGAAAAUCCGGCCAUUCGGAAGGCCUUUGCAGAGACUGAGGAGGAGCAAGCUUUGAAUGUCAUACAUCACACAGACUUAUUGACGUUGAUAGAACAGUAUUCAGCCGAUGAGAUCAUAGAAGAGAGGCACCUUCAAAUGAAAGAAGACACGGCCAAUCUCAUUAUCAAUACCAAUCAACUUGAUCUCGUUUAUCUCGGUUUAAAAUUGGAGGUCCUUGCAGUUGGGGUUACCCUCGGUGCCUUAUUGACCGGUACCUUUGGAAUGAAUCUUAAAAGCGGUAUUGAAGAAACAGAUUGGGCGUUUGCGAUCGCAUCUGUCAUAAUUUUUACACUUUCCGGUGGUGUCAUUUUGGUUGGUUUUCACCUCAAUGUAUAA
This is a messenger RNA of Puccinia graminis f. sp. tritici CRL 75-36-700-3, 915 nucleotides long. RefSeq lists its product as uncharacterized. Bases 1 to 915 code for a protein of 304 amino acids. Gene Ontology annotation, molecular function: magnesium ion transmembrane transporter activity. Lineage: Eukaryota; Fungi; Basidiomycota; Pucciniomycetes; Pucciniales; Pucciniaceae. The transcript has 7 exons. The record is from RefSeq and is a predicted model, not a curated record. Gene Ontology annotation, cellular component: mitochondrial inner membrane. Gene Ontology annotation, biological process: mitochondrial magnesium ion transmembrane transport.